AAGUUUUAGUUUAGUUCGAAACACAAAAUGUGCAAGCCGCUUUUAAUAUUGUUGCUCAGUUUAUUGGCGCAACAAAUUUGUGCUGGCGAAAGUUCGUUGGGCGCUUUAAAUUUACAAACGCAGCUGCAUAAUUCGUUGAAUAACAUUGAGAAACUGCAGGCUAUAUACAAAAAUGAAAUCGAAGAGGCGCUAACAGUGAAACGAAACAUGGCCAUAGAGUCGUUAAUAAAGCAACAAAUAAAUGGCGAUCUAACAAAAUGUAAGCAUGAGAAUAAAGCGGCGCAAGAACUAAAUCGCAUGUACGCGGAUCAAAUCACAGGCAUGCAGAAUAAAUUGAAUACGUACAUAGCGGAGGUGGAGGAUAAAGAUCAUCAGCUGGAGCAGGCAAUGGCUAUAAUGCAUGACUAUACGACAACGAUUAAAGAGCAGAGCAAGCAGAUUGAAUUAUUAAAAUAUCAGCUAAUUAUGCAGGCUGACAACAAUGAAUUGAAAACAGGAGGAGCAGCAGCCGCCUACGCCGAGCCCAACAGCUGUUUGGCAUUUGUUAACUCAACUGGCGUACAUAGCAUUAAAGUAGAUGCUGCUGAGCCAUUUGAGGUGCUGUGUGAUGCACAGUUAGCUGGCUCAGGCUGGACUGUGGUGCAGCGUCGCAUCAAUGGCAGCGUUAAGUUCUACAGAGAUUGGUCAGACUAUAGAGCAGGCUUUGGUGAAUUGCACGGCGAAUUCUUCAUUGGACUGGACAAACUUUAUCGCUUGACUAAUGCGCAACCGCAUGAGCUUUAUGUGCAGCUAACAGACUUUAAUAACGAUACAGCGCAUGCUUACUACGAUCGGUUUGUUAUAGGCGCAGAGUAUGAGAAUUAUGCGCUCAUCGAACUGGGCGAAUACUCUGGCAAUGCGGGCGAUGCUCUGCGCGAUAAUGAGCAGCAGUCGUUUAGCACUUUCGAUCGGGACAACGACAAGAGCAAAAACAAUUGCGCGCAGACUUGUUUGGGUGGCUGGUGGUUCAACAAUUGCGGUCUAAGCAAUUUAAAUGGACAGUAUGCGCAUAAUGAUGAUUAUUACGACAGCAUGGAGUAUGGCAUAUAUUGGGAUGAGUGGCAUGGCGCGGGCUAUACGCUACAAGCAGUGCAAAUAAUGAUUAGACCAAAGCCUGCUGCGGACUUGAAAUGAGGCAGCGCAUUGGAAUUACAAAUUUAUACGCUUGGAGUUAAGUGUUUACUUGUUUAGAGUACGCGCAUUAAAUUUAGUUUUAUUAACAAA
Drosophila busckii is the source of this 1263-nucleotide messenger RNA. Its product is annotated as fibrinogen-like protein 1. The record is from RefSeq and is a predicted model, not a curated record. Lineage: Eukaryota; Metazoa; Arthropoda; Insecta; Diptera; Drosophilidae. Bases 28 to 1173 code for a protein of 381 amino acids. The transcript has 2 exons.